CAGAGGAGAGCUAAAUGCCAGACAUGGCCACGACAGAAGUUACAGUGAAGACUCUGGACUCCCAGAGCAGGACCUAUACAGUUGAAGAAGAGCUCACAGUCAAAGAAUUCAAAGAACACAUCUCCAGCUCUGUAAAUAUCCCACCCGACAAGCAGAGGCUCAUUUAUCAGGGCCGAGUUCUGCAAGAUGACAAGAAGCUUAAAGAUUAUGAUGUCCACCACAAAGUCAUCCACUUGGUCGAGCGUGCUCCACCGCAGGCACAGGCAGCGUCAGGAGGUCUUUCCUCGGCAGGCUCUUCCAUGCCCCACCCAGGAGGCGGGCGAGGGACUUCAGCUGGACCCCACGACAGGAAUGCCAACAGUUAUGUGAUGGUGGGCACCUUCAAUUUGCCAGUCAACCUUCUAGACCCUCAGCAGAUACAGCAAUCAGUGCAGCAGGUGAUGGCAGGUUUGGGUGAGGCUGGUCGGAAUACACGAGUCACAACUUCCACCGGGAGUGAGCCCAGAGUUCGCCUAGUACUGGCACAGCAUAUGCUGAGAGACAUUCAGGGGAUCUUGAACAGGCUGGAGGGUCAUACGAAUGGCACUCCGCAGGAGACGGCCGCACAGAGCCCAGGGGGUGCCACGGACUUGCCAGGAGAACCCACAGCACCGACCGCUCCGGUAGCAGGAGAAACCAUGGAGACAUCCAGUUCAGAGCCUUCACCAGCCACGACGGCCCCACCUCCAGAACCUGCGGCGGAACGUGUCUCCCAGGAGAGUACAAGCACAUCAACAUCCACUGAACCCAAUGUGGGCUCCUCCUCAGCUACCACACAGACCGAAGAAGCUCCGCCUGGGCCCAACCACCCGUCCCCCACAGAGUACCUUGAGGUUCUGACUGAGCUCCAGAGGGUAGAGGCGAGACUGCAGCCAUUUGUGCAGCGGUACCAGGAGAUCCUGAGCACGGCCACAACUGCGGAUUACAACAACAAUACUGAAGGCAGAGAAGAAGACCAGAGGAUCAUCAACCUUGUCGGAGAAGCCCUUCGUUUCUUGGGCAACACCUUUGUGGCUCUGUCUGACCUCCGGUGUAACUUGGCAGCUAACACUCCCCGUCACCUGCAUGUAGUGAGGCCUAUGUCCCAUUAUGCCUCCCCUGUGGUGCUGCAGCAGGCUGUGCCCAUUCAGCAGAUCAAUGUUGGAACGACAGUCACUAUGACAACUAACGGUAGCCGGACACAGCACAUGGCUGAGGGGCAGGCAACGGUCCCGCCCACUGCCAACGCCACUCCUGCUGUCCAGCCGCAGGGCACAGACUCGCGGGAAGCGCCAGAGACCCAGGGGUCGCAGGCACAGACUCAGACCCCACAUCCCCGGGUUAUCCGCAUUACACACCAAACCAUGGAGCCUGUUGUCAUGAUGCAGAUGAAUCUUCAAGGAGAUUCUGCUGCGCCAGGGAAUGCUUCUGCAACUGCUUCGUCUGCAACAGGAAAUUCUGGCCCAGGUGCCAUGCCUCACAUUCAAAUCCCGGGGAUAACACCUGAAUUCAUGCAGACCAUCAUGCAUCAGAUUACCCAGCAGGCUAUGGCAGCAGCUGGCGCAAGCUCAGGGCAGCAAGUUCCUGGGUUCCAGCCUUCGCCUGCUCGAGUGGUGAUCACCCGGCCUCCUCCCCCUCCCCCGCGGCAGACCGAGUCAGCAUCAGGACCACAACCUGGCCCACAGGUUCCUCCUGGCUCGACCCCUGCCCCUGAUCCUAGCACUGGCACCAGCACCACCCCUGGCCCUGCUACUCUUGCUCAGAUGAUCACCGGACUGGUUGGGCAACUUCUGAUGCAGCCUGUCGUCUUCGCCCAGCCCCCGACUAGCGACAGCGGCUCUGCAGCGGCCACCGGCGCCAGCACGACGGCCGCCUCGACCACCGCCACGUCUGCCACGGCUGGCCAAGCCCCCACCUCCACCACCAACUCCACCGGGACCACCGCCUCGGCCACAGCGGAUGGCAGCAACCAGCCCCCUGCUGGCCCCCCCGACGUCCAGUUCUCGCAGCUUCUGGGCAACCUCCUGGGAGCAGCGGGCACCGGGGUCGCCGGCGUGGGCAGCGUGGGCUCGCCCACCAUCACCGUGACUUUGCCGGGGAUGCCGGCCUUCGUGCAGGGCAUGACCGAGUUUCUGCAGGCGGCGCAGGGAGCUGCCACAGCGCCCCAACCGGCUCCGGCCGCCUCCCAGCCGACGACUCAGGCGGCACCUUCUCCUCCUCCUCCUCCUCCUCCUCCCCCCCCUGCAGCUACUGCUCCUCCGCCACAGUCGCAGCCGAGCCAGGACAGGGCCGGCAGCCGGCAGCAGGCCGGAGCAGACACCCUGACUCCGGAGUUCUUCACCAGCGUGGUGCAGGGGGUGCUGUCCUCCAUGAUGGGCUCGCUGAACGCACAGCAGGGCAGCACGGAGAGCAUCGCCGAUUUCAUCCAGCGACUGAGCGGCACCAGCAAUAUCUUCGAGCCGGGAGCAGAUGGCGCUCUAGGAUUCUUUGGCGACCUCCUGUCUCUCAUUUGCCAGAACUUUUCCAUGGUGGACAUGAUCAUGUUGCUGCAUGGUCAGUUCCAGCCCCUGCAACGCAUCCAACCUCAGCUGAACCGCUUCUUCCAGGAGCAAUACCUCAACAACCAGGAGCCGACAGAACAGACCAUCCGGGCAUCAACAGACGUCUUGAUAAAUGGUCUGGAGGAGUAUAUCCAAGAAAGUUUUGCAUCUGUUGUAGUCCGAGAUGAAGUAGACAUCACUCGUACGAAUUUGGAUUUCUUAAGGGAGCAGUUCAACAGGAUCGCCACACACAUUCUCCAGUGCACUGACGCUAGUUUUGGUCACCGGCUGCUGGAGUUGUGUAAUCAGGCUCUGUUUGAGUGCUUGGCGCUGAACCUGUACAGUCUACGAGGAGAGCAGAGUGCGUUGACCUCAGUAAUCAAUGAUCGGAUCCGGCGUAUGUCGGUGGACGUCAACCCCUCACUGGUGAACUGGCUGACCACUAUGAUGGCAAUGAGGCUACAAGUGAUCAUGGAGCACAUGCCAGUGACAGAGGAGCAGAUCCUGCAGUAUGUCAGGAGGAGGCCGCCUCUGCCUCAGGAGCCAGCAGCCCAGCAGAACGUGUCUGAGGAGUGUAUGGAGGAGCACCCAAUAGAGUCUGAAGAGGCUGUACAGGAAGCACCACAGAGGAAGGACUCGACUGCUUCUCCGGCUCCCGCCACCACCGCGGAGGAGGUGAUGUCGACGGAGCCUGCUGUAUCGAUGGGGGCAGACGCUGCGCAGAGGGAAGGGUCGGAGGCAGAGCCUUGGGUGGCUGCUGUGCCACCGGAGUGGGUGCCCGUAAUCCGACAGGACAUCCAGACCCAGAGGAAGAUGAAGCCACAGCCUCCUCUCAGUGACGCCUACCUCAGCGGCAUGCCAGCUAAACGGCGAAAGACGAUGCAGGGUGAAGGGCCACAGCUCUCUCUGGCAGAUGCCGUGGGUAAAGCUGCGAAAGCUGUAGGCGUCAAACCGGUCACCAGCGCAGAGAGCCUAGCUCAGGAUCUGGAGAAAGCAGAGGCCCAAGAAGCCUACAGGCAACAGAUUCAGUCCGACAUCCAGAAGAGGAUAAGAGAAGACCCGGAAUACAAUGCAGAGCGGUUUCCAAACACACACACUGCCUUCGAGGAGCCCUCAUAGUGCCACCUCCAUUCUCUCCCAAAAACCCCACCUCCGUCGGGACUUGAGCUACUUGUCCAGUUUCUGACCAGGGAGCAAGCCGAAGGUUCCCAUGUUGUGUGCGUGUGUCGCCGUUGAGAAUCCACUCACUGUCCACACUGUUCAUUAUUCUCCUCCCGCCACGGAAAUCCGUGUAGCACUUUUUUUUUGUUGUUUGUUCUCAAUCUUGAAUAAAGUACCACAGCUCUGUGCAGCAGUGAAGCCUGAUAAACCUCGA
Messenger RNA from Rhincodon typus (whale shark), 3933 nucleotides. RefSeq names its product BCL2 associated athanogene 6, like (gene bag6l). The transcript is spliced from 25 exons. Bases 15 to 3677 code for a protein of 1220 amino acids. Gene Ontology annotation, molecular function: polyubiquitin modification-dependent protein binding; misfolded protein binding. Gene Ontology annotation, cellular component: BAT3 complex. Lineage: Eukaryota; Metazoa; Chordata; Chondrichthyes; Orectolobiformes; Rhincodontidae. The record is from RefSeq and is a predicted model, not a curated record.